AUGACCCGCCCCAUUAUCGUGUUCGAUCUCGAUGGCACGCUCAUCGACACCGCACCCGAUCUCCUGGACAGCCUGAACCAUGUGAUUACGGCCGAGGGGCUUGAUCCGGUGUCGACGGCGGACCUGCGCUCCCAUGUCGGCCAUGGCGCCCGCGCCAUGCUGCGUCGCGCCUACACGGCGCAGGAACGGGCACUGCCUGACGCCCGUCUUGAACAUCUGGUAGCCGUGUUCAUCGAGCACUACACCGCCAACAUGCCCGGCCGCUCUCGACCGUUCGACGGCGCCGUUGCCUGCAUGGACCGGUUCGAGGCAGCCGGCUUCGUGCUGGCGGUCUGCACCAACAAGUUCGAGGCCAUGUCGCGGCAAUUGCUUGAGGCGCUCGGGAUUGGCGAACGGUUUGCCGCCGUCUGCGGCGCCAACACAUUCCCUGUGCGCAAGCCCGAACCCGGGCAUCUGACCGGCACGAUCGACAGGGCCGGCGGCGAUCGCAACCGGGCGGUGAUGAUCGGCGACAGCGAUACCGACAUCAACACCGCCAAGGCUGCCGGCAUCCCCGUGGUGGCCGUCGAUUUCGGCUAUUCGCCGCAGCCGGUGGACACGUUCGCGCCGGACCGGAUCAUCAGCCAUUUCGACGCGCUGACCCCGCUCAUGGCCAACGAAUUGAUCGGCGCCCGGACCCGGCCCUGA
Effrenium voratum is the source of this 687-nucleotide messenger RNA. The record is from the annotation of a GenBank genome assembly. Lineage: Eukaryota; Dinophyceae; Suessiales; Symbiodiniaceae.